CAAGCGUGGGCCGGGAGGGGGGCGGCGGAGGCCGCGGAGGAGGCGCGGAAGGUGGCCGCGUUCCGCUUCUCAGGCCGCGCCGAUCUGCUGGGCAGCCCGCCCGCCGGUGCCCAGGGGCCCCGCACGGUGGGGCCGGGCCGGUGGCUGAGGCCUGUCCCCUCGGAUCCCAGGUGCCAUGAGGAAGCCUCGCCGGAAGUUGCGGCAGAAUGCCGAGGGCCGGCGCUCCCCAUCCCCCUACAGCCUCAAGUGCUCCCCAACCCGAGAGACACUGACAUACGCCCAGGCCCAGCGGAUCGUCGAGGUGGACAUCGAUGGACGCCUGCAUCGCAUUAGCAUCUACGACCCGCUCAAGAUCAUCACAGAGGAUGAGCUGACGGCUCAGGACAUCACCGAGUGCAACAGUAACAAGGAAAACAGCGAGCAGCCUCAGUUCCCUGGCAAGUCCAAGAAACCCUCGUCCAAGGGCAAGAAGAAGGAGUCCUGCUCCAAGCAUGCAUCCGGGGCCCCCUUCCACCUCCCGCAGCCCAGCUUCCGGGUGAUGGAUCUGGGCAGUCAGCCCGAAGCACCCCCGCUGCCCGCUGCCUAUUACCGCUACAUCGAGAAGCCGCCCGAAGACCUGGAUGCUGAGGUAGAGUAUGACAUGGAUGAGGAGGACCUGGCCUGGCUGGACAUGGUGAAUGAGAAGCGGCGGGCGGACGGGCACAGUUCAGUGUCGGCAGACACCUUCGAGCUGCUGGUGGACCGGCUAGAGAAGGAGUCCUAUCUGGAGAGCCGCAGCACCGGGGCCCAGCAGUCGCUCAUCGACGAGGACGCCUUCUGCUGCGUGUGCCUGGAUGACGAGUGCCACAACAGCAAUGUCAUCCUCUUCUGCGACAUCUGCAACCUGGCCGUGCAUCAGGAGUGCUAUGGCGUCCCCUACAUCCCCGAGGGCCAGUGGUUGUGUCGCUGCUGCCUGCAGUCUCCCUCCCGACCUGUGGACUGUGUCCUGUGCCCCAAUAAGGGUGGUGCCUUCAAGCAGACCAGCGACGGGCACUGGGCCCACGUCGUGUGUGCCAUCUGGAUCCCCGAAGUUUGCUUCGCCAACACUGUGUUCUUGGAGCCCAUUGAGGGCAUCGACAACAUCCCGCCUGCCCGCUGGAAGCUGACCUGCUAUAUCUGCAAACAGAAGGGGCUGGGCGCAGCCAUCCAGUGCCAUAAAGUGAACUGCUACACGGCCUUCCAUGUGACCUGUGCCCAGCGGGCCGGGCUCUUCAUGAAGAUCGAGCCCAUGCGAGAAACCAGCCUCAACGGUACCAUCUUCACCGUGCGCAAGACUGCCUACUGCGAGGCCCACUCGCCGCCCAGUGCCACCGCAGCCAGGAAGAAGGGCAGCUCCCCUGGGAGCCUCAGUGAGGCAGGGGAGGAAGAGGGGCUGAAGGAGGGUGGCGGGGAGGAGGAAGAAGAAGGGGAGGAGGAGAAGGAAGCCGAGCAUGAGCAGCAGGAAGGCCAGGGCAGUGUGGGUGGCCCUCUCAAGGCAGUGCCCAAGAAGAACAAGACAAGUGUGAAACAGAAGGUCAAGAAGGAGCCCGAGGAGGCGGGCCGGGACACGCCUUCCACCAUUCCUGUGGUCACCGUCCCACAGAUACCCUCUUACAGGUUGAACAAGAUCUGUAGUGGUCUCUCCUUUCAGAGGAAAACCCAGUUCAUGCAGCGGCUUCACAACUACUGGCUGUUGAAGCGGCAGGCGCGGAAUGGUGUCCCCCUCAUCCGGCGCCUGCACUCCCACUUGCUGUCCCAGAGAAACGCCGAGCAGCGAGAGCAGGACGAGAAGACGAGUGCAGUGAAGGAAGAGCUGAAAUACUGGCAGAAGCUCCGGCACGACUUGGAGCGGGCGCGGCUCCUGAUUGAGCUGAUUCGGAAAAGAGAGAAGCUCAAGCGGGAGCAGGUCAAGAUCCAGCAGGCCGCUAUGGAACUGGAGCUGAUGCCCUUCAAUGUGCUGCUUAGGACGACACUGGACCUGCUGCAGGAGAAGGAUCCUGCGCACAUCUUUGCUGAACCUGUCAACCUGAGCGAGGUUCCAGAUUACCUGGAAUUCAUAUCCAAGCCAAUGGAUUUUUCUACUAUGAGGCGGAAGCUGGAGUCCCACCUGUACCACACCUUGGAGGAGUUUGAGGAGGACUUUAACCUUAUAGUUACCAACUGCAUGAAGUAUAAUGCUAAAGACACAAUUUUCCACCGAGCAGCUGUCCGCUUGCGGGACCUGGGAGGGGCCAUUCUACGGCAUGCCCGGCGGCAGGCGGAGAACAUCGGCUAUGACCCCGAGAGGGGCACCCACCUGCCGGAAUCACCCAAAUUGGAGGACUUUUACCGCUUCUCCUGGGAAGACGUGGACAACAUCCUCAUCCCAGAGAACCGGGCCCAUUUGUCCCCGGAGGUGCAGCUGAAAGAGCUGCUGGAGAAACUGGAUCUGGUCAGCGCCAUGAGGUCCAGUGGGGCUCGCACCCGCCGCGUCCGCUUAUUGCGCCGGGAGAUCAAUGCCCUUCGGCAGAAGCUGGCGCAGCCACCCCCGCAGCUGCCCUUGCUGAAUAAGACAGUGUCCAACGGAGAGCUGCCCGUGGGGACCCGGGGGGACACAGCUGUGCCGGAGCAGGUCCUGCAAGAGGAGCCAGAUUAUGAUGGGGACAGAGAUGACUCCAAACUGCCUCCCCCACCAACCCUGGAGCCCACUGGGCCUGCACCUUCCUUGUCUGAGCAAGAAUCCCCCCCGGACCCCCCCACCCUGAAACCCAUCAGUGAUAGCAAACCUCCAAGUCGAUUCCUAAAGCCCAGGAAGGCAGAAGAAGAUGAGCUCUUGGAGAAGUCACCUCUGCAGCUAGGGAGUGAGCCCCUGCAACAUUUGCUCAGUGACAACGGCCUCAACAGACUGUCUCUCAUGGCCCCUGACAGCCCAGCCGAUGCCCCACUCAGUGGCGUGGGACGCCGCACAUCAGUCCUUUUCAAGAAGGCCAAGAACGGGGUUAAGCUCCAGAGGGGCCCAGACGGGGCCCUGGAGAAUGGCGAGGACCCUGGUGUGGCGGGCUCUCCCGCCUCUCCGGCCAGCAUCGAGGAGGAGCACCGUUCCCGGAAGCGGCCCAGGAGCAGGAGCGGUAGUGAGAGUGAAGGGGAGAGGUCCCUGCAGCAGGAGGAAGAGACAGGUGUGACCAAUGGCUUUGGAAAACACACUGAGAGCGGGUCUGACUCCGAAUGUAGUUUGGGUCUCAGCAGUGGACUGGCAUUCGACACUUGCAGCGGUCUGACACCGCCCAAGCGCAGCCGGGGAAAGCCAGCCCUGUCCCGAGUGCCCUUUCUGGAAGGCAUGAAUGGAGACACCGACUACAGCGGCUCAGGCAGAAGCCUCCUGAUGCCCUUUGAAGACCGCGGAGACCUGGAGCCCCUGGAGCUGGUGUGGGCCAAGUGCCGCGGCUACCCCUCCUACCCUGCCUUGAUUAUCGACCCCAAGAUGCCCCGGGAGGGCCUCCUACACAAUGGCGUCCCCAUCCCCGUCCCCCCGCUGGACGUGCUGAAGCUGGGAGAACAGAAGCAGGCAGAGGCUGGAGAGAAGCUCUUCCUUGUCCUCUUCUUUGACAACAAGCGCACCUGGCAGUGGCUUCCCAGGGACAAAGUGCUGCCCCUGGGUGUGGAAGACACGGUAGACAAGCUCAAGAUGCUCGAAGGCCGCAAGACCAGCAUCCGCAAGUCGGUCCAGGUGGCCUAUGACCGUGCCAUGAUCCACCUCAGCCGGGUCCGGGGUCCCCACUCCUUUGUCGCCUCCAGCUACCUGUGAGGGCAGGCCUGGGCCUGGUCCACCUUGGGGCUUGGAGAAGCCUCUCGUGUGACCGGGGGCUGGACUGUGUCCCCAACAAGGGCAGGCCCCAUUGUCACUGUUCAAGCGGCUCCCUGGAGGGCAGGGGCCUGCUGUGUUCCAAACCCUGCCAGGCUGCCCCAGACCUCUGCUCUGCUGAAGAACCACUGGCCAGGCUCGGCCCAGCUGAGGAGCCCCCAGAGGUGAGAAGCUGGGCUCCCCCUCGGCCUGCCUGGCUCCCCAUGCCCUCGGGCAGGCUGGCGGCCCAGGCUCUGAGCCUGACUCCAGAGAUGCUGUGGCUGCUGCCCGCCGUCUCCCGCCCUGCGGCUGCGGGGCCCUGGGCUGGGCUCUCACUCCCCCCUGCCGCCCUUCCUGCAUCUCUUGUGCCAAACUGACAAACAGCACCCAACCUGACCUUUUCUUUCAUGUCUCAUUUGCCUCUUGGGUCAGCUGCUCUGCUAGGUGGGUGUCAGGACCCAGGCAGCGGGCAGCACCCCCAGAACCCGCAGCUCCAGAGACCCCACCUUGCUGCGGGAGGGCAGGCUGCGUCCGCAGCCUGAGGUGGGGUCGGGGUGGCCUGGCCGCCUGCCCGCAGCUCCUGUCCUCUGCUCCUGGGCCUGAGCUCUGCUUUCACACCCGUCCCCUUCCCCUGCCCCUGCCCCUGCCCCUGCCCCCUUCACCUCAAAACAUGGAAGGGAAAAGCAACGCAAAACAAAACUGUGAAUGAGGAUUGCUGACCGGCAAACGGCAACCUUCCGAGGCCUGGCCCUUGGAUGUCCUCUCACCUCUUAAGCACCAAAGUUGCAGGGCCAGGGCCGGCUGCAGGCCGCAGAUCGCCAUCUUGAUUUUUAACUCAACAUUCUUUUUAAUUGUUUUAAAUUUUUUCAUAGGGGAGUUUUGGACAAAACAAAAGUUGCCGGGGAGAUCACUGCCAUUUUUACACACUCAACUUUUUAAAAACAAAAGCAACCACACACCGACUUCUUAGACAUUUGGGACACGAGCCAGAGUUGAAAGGGAACCAGCGGAACCCGCCGUGCAUAUGGGCGGGCUUUCGGGCUUUUUGUACAACAGUAACGAGACUGGUCCUGGGCAGGACACCGGGUGUACAUAACUGUAAGAUACCGGCCUGUCCGCAGGCCGCCCCGGCCCCGGGCACCUGUGUCCGCCCAGCCACCCCCCGCUCCCCCUGCGCCUGCUGCUCGGUCCACGUGUCCUCUCCUGUCCCCUCGGUCCUGCUGGGCCGGGCCUCCGCGUCUCUUGUCGCGUCUGCUGUGAAGCACACGAUGCUCUAUUUAUUGUAGAAAGUGACUUUAUUUGCUUUCUAGAAUUGUUUAUAACAGAUGGUAUAAGAGAGAUAAUAAACAAAGAUCUAUGCCUGUAAACAAUAGAGAA
Messenger RNA from Cavia porcellus (domestic guinea pig), 5215 nucleotides. It is a transcript of the gene Brpf3, whose product is annotated as bromodomain and PHD finger containing 3. Gene Ontology annotation, cellular component: MOZ/MORF histone acetyltransferase complex. Lineage: Eukaryota; Metazoa; Chordata; Mammalia; Rodentia; Caviidae. Bases 176 to 3802 code for a protein of 1208 amino acids. Gene Ontology annotation, molecular function: protein binding. The transcript is spliced from 13 exons. The record is from RefSeq and is a predicted model, not a curated record. Gene Ontology annotation, biological process: regulation of transcription by RNA polymerase II.